Emericellopsis cladophorae is the source of this 345-nucleotide messenger RNA. RefSeq lists its product as uncharacterized. Bases 1 to 345 code for a protein of 114 amino acids. The transcript is spliced from 2 exons. Lineage: Eukaryota; Fungi; Ascomycota; Sordariomycetes; Hypocreales; Bionectriaceae. The record is from RefSeq and is a predicted model, not a curated record.
AUGUUCAACCGUUUCCGUCGAGCAUCUUCCUCCUCCACUGAGAGCGUACCGACACCUGCUCGCCGCCAUUCUCUCGCCUGUGAACCCGACCAUUCCUGUGAAGGACUCAGCGCUAGCGACAUCAGGCAACUUUGGAGGUGCAUGCUAGAGCUCCAGGAGCGAUAUGGUUGCUACCACUCGGCCAGAAUCGACGUCGCCAUGGAAGCGGGUGAUGAGGGUGUGGAUUACAUGCCCAACCGCUUCAUCAUCGACACCCUGAACAACUCCGUCCUUGAUUCCCUGCCUGAGGAAGGCUGGGAGCUGCUGGACAAAUGCCUGCACCCCGAGUCGUCCCUCAAGAAAUGA